Messenger RNA from Acanthaster planci (crown-of-thorns starfish), 5196 nucleotides. Its product is annotated as insulin-degrading enzyme-like. Gene Ontology annotation, molecular function: metalloendopeptidase activity; metal ion binding. The record is from RefSeq and is a predicted model, not a curated record. Gene Ontology annotation, biological process: peptide catabolic process. Gene Ontology annotation, cellular component: peroxisomal matrix; mitochondrion; cytosol. Lineage: Eukaryota; Metazoa; Echinodermata; Asteroidea; Valvatida; Acanthasteridae.
UGGGUACGUACAUGUACAUGUACGUAAGUACGUAGGCCUACGUCUACGUCUGUAACGCCAACGGAACCGUAAAGCUGAACCCGUGAUUACUCUAGUGCCAAAUUUCACCACAACCAAUGCUUUGUCUACAAGUUUUAUAUCGUGUUUUGAAUCUUUGUGGCAAGAGUCCAGCAGUUGAACUGAGUGCCAGACAGCAAAUUUCAUCAUCUGCAUCGUCCUCCACCCCAAAAAUGACAGUGACGUCGCACAUUGCCAAGCACUUUGACCCCCUCAUCAAGUCAGCUGAGGACAAGCGCACCUACCGGGGCCUGGAGUUGACCAACGGCAUGACGGUGCUGCUCAUCAGUGAUCCAACUACAGAGAAGGCGGCGGCAGCGAUGGACGUCAACAUUGGGUCCAUGUCAGAUCCGUGGGACAUACCAGGCCUGGCACAUUUCUUGGAGCACAUGCUUUUCCUCGGCACGAAAAAGUACCCAUCAGAAAAUGCCUACUCCCAGUUUCUGAACCAGCAUGGAGGUUUUGCCAAUGCCUACACAAGCCUGGAACACACCAACUUCUACUUUGAUGUGUCACAUGAACACCUCGCUGGAGCUCUUGAUAGGUUUGCCCAGUUCUUCCUUUCCCCACUCUUCAACCAAGACUCCCAGGAGCGAGAAGUCAACGCCGUGGACUCGGAGAACGAGAAGAAUCUGAAGGCAGACCAGUGGCGGCUCUACCAGCUGGAGAAGUCGACCGUCGACCCCGAGCACCCCUACUGCAAAUUCAACACCGGGAGCAAGGAGACACUCCAGGCCAUCCCAUCUCAGAAAGGCAUCGAUGUCCGACAGGAGCUACUGAAGUUCCACGAUACCUUCUACUCUUCCAACAUCAUGGGACUGGCCGUUCUGGGCAGAGAAUCUUUGGAUGAGCUCUCAGACAUGGUGGUCCCACUGUUUGCCGAGGUGGAGAACAAGAAUGUCAUCACCCCGGAAUGGCUACAGCAUCCCUUCACCCAGGACCAUCUCGAGAUGAAGUGCAAUGUAGUUCCAGUGAAGGACAUUCGGCAGCUCAACGUCAGUUUCCCGAUACCUGACCUCAGGAAACACUACAAAUCCAAGCCAGCCCACUACCUAGGCCACCUUGUUGGGCACGAAGGGGAGGGCAGUCUGCUGUCGGAGUUGAAGGCCAAGGGCUGGGUCAACACGCUGUGCGGUGGGGCCAAGGAAGGUGCCAAGGGUUUCAUGUUCUUCAUCAUCAAUGUAGACCUCAGCGAAGAGGGAAUCGACCACGUGGACGACAUCAUCGGUCACAUGUUCCAGUACUUGAAUCUCUUACGCCAGGCAGGACCCCAGGAGUGGGUUCAUGAGGAGUGCCGGGACCUGGACGCCAUGAAGUUCCAGUUCAAGGACAAGGAGAGACCGGCAGGCUACGUCACCCGUUUGGCCAGCAUGCUGCAUCAAGACUACCCAGUGGAGGAGGUGUUGAGUGCUCCCUACAUGAUGCCAGACUUCAGACCGGACCUGAUUGGCAUGGUGCUGAGCCACCUAACCCCGGAAAAUACCAGGGUCGCUGUGAUCUCCAAGAGCUUUGAAGGCAAGACAGACGCGGUGGAGAAGUGGUACGGCACAGAGUACAAGCUGGAGCACAUCCCAGAAGACACAAUUAAGGGCUGGAAGGAUGCUGGCCUGCAUGACAUGUUCAAACUCCCCUCAAGGAAUGAGUUCAUUGCCACCAACUUUGACAUCUACCCCCGAGAGGAGGACUGCCCGGACGCACCCCGGGGCGCAUCGGGGAUAGCCCUGCCUACGCUCAUCAAGGACACACCCUUCACCCUGCUGUGGUUCAAACAGGAUGACACGUUCCUUCUUCCCAAAGUCUGCACCAUGAUGGAGAUAGCCAGCCCGCUAGCCUACAUGGACCCCUUGCACUGCAACCUGACCUGUCUCUUUGCUGUCCUGCUGCGCGACUCUCUCAACGAGUACGCCUACGCCGCCGAGCUGGCGAACAUCAACUACAACAUAGACAGCACAGUCUACGGAAUCAACAUUCAACUGGGAGGCUACAACGACAAACAAAUGUUGCUGCUCAAGAAGAUCCUGGAGAAGAUGACUAACUUUGAGAUUGACGUCAACCGAUUUGAGGUCAUCAAAGAAACAUACUCCAGGAUGCUGCAGAAUUUCCGGGCAGAGCAGCCCCACCAGCACGCCGUGUACUACACAUCGGUUCUCAUGUCAGAGCUAGCCUGGACAAAAGACGAAAUGUUUGAAUGCAUUGACGAGGUGACAGUAGAACGACUGAAGUUGUUCAUUCCUCAAUUUAUGUCCAGGCUUCAUGUGGAGGCCCUCAUCCAUGGCAACAUGACCAAACAGCAAGCCCUUAAUGCCCUGGAGAUGGUGGAGAGCAUCUUGAAGGAGCAGGGCAACAGCAAACCGCUUCUCCCAAGUCAGCUGGCAAGACACAGAGAGAUCCAGCUCCCGGACGGCUGUUUCUACAACUACCACCGCCAUAACGAUGUUCACAGCUCCUCCGGCAUCGAGGUCUACUACCAGACAGACGUGCAGUCAACAAGGAGCAACAUGCUCCUGGAACUCUUCUGCCAAAUCAUCAGCGAGCCGUGCUUCGACACACUGAGAACCAAGGAACAGCUAGGUUAUAUUGUAUUCAGCGGUGUCCGGCGAUCCAAUGGCGUUCAAGGCUUGAGGUUCAUCAUCCAAUCAGAGAAGAGACCCCAAUAUCUGGACAACAGAAUCGAGGCUUUCCUACUCAGUAUGCAGACGUACAUCAAGGAGCUUUCGGAGGAGGCUUUCCAGAAGCACGUGAACGCACUUGCUGUGCGGAGGCUAGAGAAACCGAAGAGAUUGGCCAGCGAGGCCGGGCGAUACUGGUCAGAAAUCACCUCCAAGCAGUAUAACUUUGACAGAGCCAAUAUAGAAGUGGCCUACCUCAAAACACUGAAGAAGGAGGACAUCCUGACAUUCUUCGAGGACCUCCUGGCCGUGGAUGCGCCACACCGCCACAAAAUGUCCAUCCACAUCAUGCCCCCUGUGGACCCAUCAUCCAACCUGGAGGGGGCCGGGGACCAGUUGGAUGGGGACCAGCCAGACCUGGCAAGCCUAAACAGCAUGGACCUGCUACCCACCCCUCCACUGCCGCAGGCGAUCAUUGUUCAAGAUAUCACAGGAUUCAAGACGGGCCUGCCGUUAUUCCCCCUCCCCGAGCCCUACAACAGCAGCGCUAAAUCCAAGUUAUAGAUGAGGCAAAAAUGUCCUUAUAGUCAUUCCUUUUGUUUAUUACGGCAAAUUAUUACGCAUAGGGCAUUUAUCCCUUUUAAAUAUUCAAUUACAGUGUGUCAGUAUGCAAAAAACCUACAGCAUGUUGCCUGAUAGGAGCGCAGCUGGUCAUGGAUGAACGAUGGAAAAGCGUCCUCACAGAACAGGAUCGACAUUCUUGUCAACAAGAAUUGUUUCUCAAUUAAAAUGAGUACGAGUAUGAAAAUAAGCAUCCAUGUAUCAGUGUGGUUGUAGUUGAGUACAUUUCCACCAAUCUGAGAAUGAAUUCCGAAAAGUACGGGUGUGCACAAGUGUGGUUAUGAUUACUGUCACACCGUGAUUUAUCCAAAUAUACCUGGGAGAGUGCGAGCAGUACAGGUAUUCCAACGUUCUAGUUGUUGAGUAACAAUUCCACGAGUAUGAGAACAGCCAAAAAAUGUCUCCGAGUAUGAGUACCAGUUUUUUCACAGCAACCAGCAUUAGAAUUUGUGAGGGUUUAAUGGUGCUUCAGUGGUGAUUGGAAUUGGGGGGGCAGGGGUAAUUAUGCUCUGAGGCCAUAAUUUCAGAAGUCUGGCUGCAUCGCAUGUUCUGUUCAGUGACGCUGGCCCAGGUAGUUUUCUAACGCAGAAAAGUUUUGAGGGCCUGAUGUUUCGAUCCUAGGAGAAUCUUUUUCAAAUGCAUUUGGAACUAGAAGUCAAGAUUAACCCUAACACUCCUCAAUCCUUCACCUGUUGGAGGAUUGAGGAUUGUUAGGGUUCAUGUCACUGCUCCAAUAGACCUGAGAUUUUUAAACGAGGGAUUGUUUGAUUUGCAAAUGACGGUCAAGGGGCUUGUUGCAUCUUUAUCAUUUCCCGCCAGUAGUAAAGUUUUGCCACGACUUGAGCACCCUCAGACCAGUCCUGCAUGUAAAAAUCAACAUCCAUUUUGCAACUGGAAUAGAGCCUCGCAGUAGUCUUUCUUUUUAAUCAAGUUUUUAUUCCCCAUUCCAGUGGAAGGAAUUUAUCAGUUGCCUCAUGAACUGUUGCAUCAUGUUUACAAAGUCUAAGAUGGUACUCAUUCCAUGAUGCACCAAAACUAUCAUAAACAUCCCUCCCUGGUGCAGCUGACUUAUUGAAGAAAAAUACUAUCUGCUGCUGGCUAAAAAAAUACAAAUUUUAGUUCAACAAAAAGCGGCCAAACUAAAUACCAUCAUUUGGUUUAACUCAUGUUGCAGUCCGGAAGUUUUUGGUGUGAAAAUAAAAGUUACGUUUGAAAAUGUACAACUACAAGGAAAAGACCUUGAAGGUGACAGUAGCUAAAGGGUCCAUUUAACCAUUUCUAAGUGUACACGUGUUUGUCAAAAUGUACAUUGUUGUGUGUAGUUUUCCCCUGUGGAAAGAAAAUGCACCAUGAAAGAACUAGAACUAGAUAGGCACUCAAAUCUGGUAACAAGUUGGAAAAAGUAAACUUCUCUGAAUUUGAAUUGCCGUCAUAUGGUGGUUUUACACAUUGUUUCCUGUGAUUUCCUUUCUACAUCUAAAUGUAAUUCCAUAAAGGAAACUCAGAAUGGGACCCCCAUUCAGGGGACGUGGGGGGAAUCAGAAUAGGUUUCAUAUUCAGUGGGUUUUCUUAUUCAUAAUAAGCACUUCCUGGCAAACCUAAAACUUAUAUUUUGAGCAGUGCAAAUGCCCCUGUACAUUGCUGAUCAUAUUCUCCUAAUUCCAUAAAAUAGCCCCCAUCUGCCUAUGCUUCAUGUUAUGUCGUUGACAAUGCAUAUCCUCACUUGUUACCAUUCAGGUAGAAUAAAUUUAUGCAGUGUAAAUAUUUCUCUUUUUCUUUUCAAAAUCCACGAUGCUUAGACAACAAUAUGCAAGAUUUCAUUACAUACCUCUUUGUUCUGUGAUAAACCAUGCAGUGCAAUGUAUAUGUACGUAGCUGUAAUGAUUAAAGAAAUCAUGACAAGAAAUGA